Messenger RNA from Alexandromys fortis (reed vole), 1551 nucleotides. Its product is annotated as sodium/nucleoside cotransporter 1-like. The coding region runs from base 315 to 791 and encodes 158 amino acids. Lineage: Eukaryota; Metazoa; Chordata; Mammalia; Rodentia; Cricetidae. Gene Ontology annotation, molecular function: pyrimidine- and adenosine-specific:sodium symporter activity. The transcript has 2 exons. Gene Ontology annotation, cellular component: plasma membrane. The record is from RefSeq and is a predicted model, not a curated record. Gene Ontology annotation, biological process: cytidine transport; nucleoside transmembrane transport; pyrimidine nucleobase transport.
CAUCUCAGAUUCUCAAACUGUGAAUGGAAUAUUGAAUUUACAGCACAGUGUGGUUGGGUCCAGCCUGCUUGCAAGUGACCAAAGGCACUGAAUUAUCAACUGUCCUGCACUGCAGCCCAGAACCUGGGCGUUUUCCUCAUUCUUUGACCAGCAGGUCUCCCUUUCCUCCUCUUGUCUCUCUCUCUUGAAGUUUUUUCUCUCCCUGUCUCGGAAAGAAAACAAGUCUCCUCGGUUCUGAAGCCCUCUGUCCAAGGUCCCUCUUUGGACCUAUAACGGGGGUGGGGGGCUUUCCUGUUUCUGGGGACAUACUAGUAAUGACACCUAUUGAUCCCAACGGUAGAGACGCUCGGAACCUCGUGGAAGCAGCCAGUUCUGGGGCUGCCAUCUCAGUGAAGGUCGUCGCCAACAUUGCUGCCAACCUGAUCGCCAUCCUGGCUGUCCUGGCCUUCAUCAACGCCGCCCUUUCCUGGCUGGGGGACAUGGUGGAUAUCCAGGGACUCAGCUUCCAGCUCAUCUGCUCCUACAUCCUGCGGCCUGUGGCCUUCUUGAUGGGCGUGGCCUGGGAGGACUGUCCAGUGGUGGCCGAGCUGCUGGGCGUCAAACUGUUUCUGAAUGAGUUUGUGGCCUAUCAGGAGCUUUCCCAGUACAAACAGCGCCGCCUGGCAGGGGCUGAGGAGUGGAUUGGUGACCAGAAACAGUGGAUCUCUGUGAGUGCUCCAUUCCUUCCUGGCAGCGCGGGGAUGGCCCAGCAUUCCCUGGGGCCCCUGGCAACUGUUUUUGUGUUUCUCUGAGCCUGCCAGAGACACACUGGGGUGACGCUUAAGCACCCAUAUCCUGCUCUCCGGGCAGACCAGACAGACAGACAUCGGGGCCGCACUGUGAGCUCUGGAAAGAGAUUUGUCUGAGACCAAGUUCCAGAUGGGCCACUGCUAGCUUUGGCCCUGCGUGAGCUGCUGUGUUGUGCCUCUCUUUUGGAAAACAGGGAUGUAACGCCUGCCACCUCUCCUCCAAAGGGGCAUGUGGGAUUCCCCAGUGAGCUAAAGAACGAGUGAGCUGGGAGACCCUCCACCUCAGUCCCUGGUGAUACACACGGUGUAGGGCUUGGCUUAUUUCGUUGGCAUUUAUUCUAAAAACACCCCCAUGAACAAAAUGACACAAGGCCUAUGACAUUAGCCUUUCUGCAAGAAUACAAAGUCAGAACAUAAUGUUGGGAAUUACAGGUACGAGCCUCCACGAGAACAUCUUUUUUUUUUUCCCCUAAGACAGAAUUCACAGUUACUAUAGGCCUACAGCGUAGCCAGCUUUCUCCCUCAUCUUUAAGACGUAUGUAGAUUUUUAUUUUCAGUGUUGGAGAUGGAACCAGGCCCUUGUUGUACAUACUAAACACUGAGCUACACAUUUGAAAUUUAUGUCCUCUCCCCCAUUUUUUUUUUUAAGAGACAGGGCUUUUCUGUGUAGCCUUGGCUGUUCUGAAAUGUUGAAAUAGGAGCGGCAGGGCUGCGUCCCCAGCACCCGGCCGCCCGCAUGGCUAGCUUAUGCCCCGAAAUAAUU